AUGAAGAUGGCGCCAAUUAUUACGACUGUGGCGAACAUCAUUGCGGUGGCCAUCUUCGUGAGUCUUAUCGUGCCUUCGCACGCGCUUCCCAAUCCGUGCCAAUACUGCGCCUUUUGCCCCCAUUGCGAGAAGUGUGACCAGUGCCCAUGCACGCACGUCAAGGAGUGCUCUUUGUGCAAGUACUGCAGCUACUGCUCCCUGUGUUCCAUGUGCUCCACAUUCUGCGGUGAGGGCGGCGUUAUCGACAGCGCUUCAACGCUGGUGAACAGGGUGGUGCAGUUCCUGGGACUCGAGGCGGCGCCCGACUUUAGCGAGGUGAACAAGGACAUCGCUGGCCUCUCCAAGCGCUUCACCAAGGACUUCGAAGCCCAGAAGAAGGAGCUCGGCAAGAGGCUCAAGGCCCAGAAGGAGAAAGCCACCAAGGAAGAGCUGUAA
This is a messenger RNA of Acanthamoeba castellanii str. Neff, 435 nucleotides long. RefSeq lists its product as uncharacterized. The coding region runs from base 1 to 435 and encodes 144 amino acids. NCBI's taxonomy places the organism in Eukaryota, Discosea, Longamoebia, Acanthamoebidae. The transcript has 3 exons. The record is from RefSeq and is a predicted model, not a curated record.